AUGUGUGUGUUAGAGAAGGUAACCAAUGUUGAUAAAGCUCCAGAAGGUUUGUUAGAGAAGGUAACCAAUGAUGAUGUCAUAAUUGGGCUAGGCUAUGUGUGUGUUAGGAACAGGAUUGGGCAAGAAACAUAUGAAGAAGCACGAUUGGAAGAGGCAAGACUGUUUGAGUCCCACCCUUUGCUGUCAAGGAUUGAUAAAUCGAUAGUAGGCAUCCCGGAGCUUGCUCAGAGGUUGGUUCACAUUCAGGCUAGCAUUAUUUCAAAAUGCUUGCCCAAUAUUGUGCAUCAGAUUAAUACUAAGUUGAAUGCUUAUGUUGAUGAACUGAACAACUUGCCUCAGAACCUAUCGUCUGUGGCUGAGGCUAUGACAGGAUUCAUGCAGAUUAUGGGAUCAGUGAAAGAAUCCCUAAGGAAGAUCCUUAUUAGAGGAGAGUACGAUGAGUACCCUGAUGAUAUGAAUAUGCAUUGCAAAGCUCGUUUAGCUGAGAUGCUACGCGGGUUUUCAGAGCUUAUGCAUUCAAAAAAGAAAGAUGAAACUAAAUUAGGUAAUUUCCUAAAGGUUGAAAUUCAAGUUCUUGAGGAAGCUAAGGGAAUUGGACUACCCAAUUUCCUUCCUCACUCAGCUUUUAUCACUUUAUUGCAGAGGGAAGUGAAGGAAAUAUCACAAACUCCGGCUGAAUUCAUGACUAAAUUUUGGGGAUAUGUAGAAAGUGCAGCGCUCUCCAUUAUAAUGCAGCAUUCUGACAAUUACCCAUCUCUUCAGAGCUCCUGCAGAAGAGCUGCAGUUAAUCUGAUUUCUAGGAAGAAAGAUCAGUCAAUUAUUCGUGUCAAGGAGAUUGUGCAGAUGGAGACAUAUGCUGACUAUACUUGUGAUUCACAAUACCUAUCUGUCUGGAAUCGGCUUAUGUCGCAUCAGGAUAAGUUUAUGAAUAUUGUGGAAGGCAAAUCUGUACAGGUGAAUACAGGUAAAAAGGUAACCAGCAUGGAAUUCGAAGGACUUGGUAAGGUUGAUUUGGCACAUUUACAAAAGUAUAAGCACCUAGCUGAGCAAGCUUUUGACAUGAAGAUGCGAAUGAUGUCAUACUGGAAGAUUGUUUUGAAGAGGUUGGUGGAUUCCAUAGCUCUCCAUUUGCUGUUUAGUAUUCAGAAUUUAGUGAACAAUGAAUUGGAGGGUGAGGUUGUGAAUGAAGUGAUGGGACCUUACGGAGGAGGCGUUGAGAGGAUGCUAGAAGAGUCUCCAGCUGUGGCGGGAAAGAGAGAAAGGCUCAAUAAGAGCAUUAAACUUCUGGAGGAGUCCAAAGAUGUAGUUUCGAAGAUCAUGGACAGAAUUGCUGUGACAGAAUGA
Molecule: messenger RNA, 1344 nt
Organism: Chenopodium quinoa (quinoa)
Lineage: Eukaryota; Viridiplantae; Streptophyta; Magnoliopsida; Caryophyllales; Amaranthaceae
Product: dynamin-related protein 4C-like
Exons: 1
Coding region: 1-1344 (447 amino acids)
Cellular component (GO): membrane; cytoplasm; microtubule
Molecular function (GO): microtubule binding; GTPase activity; GTP binding
Source: RefSeq, a predicted model, not a curated record